Messenger RNA from Danio rerio (zebrafish), 1333 nucleotides. The record is from RefSeq and is a predicted model, not a curated record. Lineage: Eukaryota; Metazoa; Chordata; Actinopteri; Cypriniformes; Danionidae.
UAAUGCUUGCCUCUUUUAUUCCUGUUUAUCUAAAGCCCCUUGAAAUGCCACUGUAUAUGAAAUGUGCCUUAGAAAUAAACUUUCCUUGCCUUGAUUUCUUUACCUUGGUUUUUGUUUUGUGGAUUCAGUUAAUAAAAUGCGAGCUAAGUUUAAAAUGAUAUUAAUGUAAGAACAGUGCCUCAGAAAAGCAAAUGCAUUCAUUUAUAUCUAAUAUACUGCAGUUGCUACAAUCUGCAAUGCUAUGAAGUCUAAAGUACAGAGUUCAGUGUUUAUUUCAGGCCACUGAGAAAUGAAGCAGCUGUAAUCUGCCACUACAGCAUUUAUGAUCAUAUCGUAAAUUAAUAAUAACAGUAGUGAUAAACCAAGUUAAUAUUAGCUAAGGUAGGUAAUAACUAAGUGCAAAGGUAACAAAGAAAGUCACAAUCAAAUAUAACACUGUCUGCCAUUGGCUAAAUUCCCCAUCACAUGUGAAUCUCUGAAAAUAAUCAUAUAAAAGCAUCAGAUUAGUGUCAUUUAAACACAGACUUCAGUAAUCUACAGUACACUUUAGGAAAACAUUAAGAAUGAAGCUUACAGGAGUAAUUCUUCUGCUGCUUCUGCACACAAGUCCUAUAUUCGCCAAGAAUGCAAUAGAUAACAACUUAGUAGACACUGUUCAACAGUUGACCUGUCCUUUAAGGAUGUGCACAGAACUAAUGAAGGAUAUUGGAGCAUUACAGGAGAAAUUAAAGGCCACAGAGAGUCGACUCCAAACUCUUGAAUCAAGAGUCGCUAACAGUGAAUCUCAGAUCGAAGACAUCAAAGACACUCCAAAAGUGGCGUUUUCAGCUGCAUUAGGGUCAGAUGGUUACAUUGGACCUUUUGACACAGAUUCAACAUUGGUCUACAGAGAAGUCUACAUUAAUAUUGGUGAUGCCUACAACAAGGAUACAGGAAUUUUCACAGCACCAGUAAAAGGAGUGUACUACUUCAGUUUCUUCUAUCAUUGUGGAACUAAGUUCAGAACAGAGCUGACUUUGUAUAGAAAUGGAAAUCCUGAAGCAGUAACAAAACAUAACUGGAUUGAUUUAAUUUUAACACGGAAUGGAGGUAAUGGAUUAACGCUGCUGUUGGAGAAAGCUGAUCAAGUCUAUAUUGUGCUUAGCAAAGGCACAUAUGUCUGGGAUGGAAACAGUAUCACUACGUUUAGUGGAUUUCUUAUUAACGCCAUGUAAGUUAAAUACAAUAUGCGAAUAAACAAUGCAGUUCACUAGAAAAAUCUGUUUAUUACUUCACUGCCACAAAAACUAAUGCAGUUCUUGAAUGUUGUAAAUAAAACUUUGCGACAUCAAAA